Molecule: messenger RNA, 2883 nt
Organism: Scylla paramamosain (green mud crab)
Lineage: Eukaryota; Metazoa; Arthropoda; Malacostraca; Decapoda; Portunidae
Exons: 4
Coding region: 213-917 (234 amino acids)
Source: RefSeq, a predicted model, not a curated record
CGAACAUAAGAGCCAAAGGUUAGGGUUCGACUACAGUGUUUCGAGUGGAACAGCGAGCGAGCGUGUGUCGAAACGUGUACCAAUGUGCGGUGGAAUUUGGCUCUGGCGGCGGCGGAGCGAAACCUGGUGACGGAAUCUUAGUGGAGUGUUGAAUGUUGGACUGGCUGAACCUGCUGGUGGCGACGAGCUGGUGAAGUCCCUGGUGACGCACCAUGCAAGACACUAACCACUUCCUGAAGGCAGCACUGCAGGUGGGGCCGUGGCGGGUGACUCGCCGGGUGCUACUCUUCGUGGUGGUGUUCUGCCUGGUCAUCAUCGUGUUCGGCAGCCUCAUCCUCAAGACGCACGCGUUUGACGUGGACGAAGAUUGGGACGACGAUGAUGACGAUGAUGACGACGAGAGAUCCAUAAGCAGCGGCGACUCCCUCAUGUUGGUUCUAAUGGGACUCGCGGGCAUGGCGGGGCUGGCGGCGUGCGCGGGCUGCCUGCUGGCUACACCCAACACUCCUCGUCCCCUUGGGGAAAGUGGAUCAGUCUUCACCUUGAGCGGCGUCAACACCCAUCAGCCGGUCACCCCGAGACCCUCAGCCCCAGAGUCCGUGCCCAACCAGUCUGAGAACAACGGCACUGUGCCACCACCCAGCUCCACCGUCCUUCCCACUCCUACCAAAGUCAUGCCUCAGGGUAACGGGUAUUCUCACAGUCCCAUCUUCCCGAGAAACCCUAACUACCCUGCCGAGCCGCCUCCAAGCUACUCCGCGCCCAGCUACCCUGCAGGAGGUCAGCCAGGUAGGCGUUUGGCGAGAACAAUGCCUCCCAAUGUGACACGGGCGGUGUCGUCCCCGCCCACACUGCACACGGUGGCUGACCUCCCGCCUCCAUACGCGCCAGGCCACAGCCAGUCCUUGCGGCAGUAGAGGGAUCGCUGCCGUCUCCAAGUGCAGAAAUCUAACAAUGUACAAAGCCCCGAAGUGACGAGGACGGCUGAGCGCUAUGAUCAUCAUCAGCACCCGGGGCAGUGAUGCAUGUGUCGGCUGUGUUGUGCUGCGUGGAGCCUGAGUGCACGUGUGGGUGUGUGUGAGAAUGUGGCGUGUUGUGUACAACCUGUGAAUAGGGUGUGUGUGUGUGUGUGUGUGUGUGUGUGUGUGUGUGUAUGUGUGUGUUUGUAUGUGUGUGUGUAUGUGUGUGUGCGUGUGUAGUUUCUGUGUGUGUGUACGUGGCGUGGUGUGGCGUGAGGCCCACGGUGUGCUGUGGCGUAUCAGAAGGGGAACCCCGGCACACAAACACUCGCGGUGCUCCAGUGAUGCCAACGAUAUAUUCCCUCUCAUGACGAGCGAGCAUAAUAAUAAAAAGAGCCCCUCAUGUCAUGAUGAUUAUGAUGAUGGUUUCAUAAUUAAUUUGCUUCACUGUGAUAAUACAUAUUUAGUAAGAAUAAGAUUAAUUUUUUUUUUUUGGGGUAUUCCUUAGGGUAUGGUAUGUACUAUUAUUACAACUCCAACUAUUACUGCUCCCACUGUUAUUGCUGCACGUGAAGCUAAUAAAAAACGUGUAAAUAUAUCAAUAAACAUACUGGAAUAACGUACCCGGUAAUUUAGAGUAGUGACGAGUGAUAGUAACCCACGUGGUGACCUCAAGGCUUGUUAGGGCAGUACGUGGCAGCCCACCCCCCGCCACCCCCACCCCCACCCCCAAUCCCCCCAAGACCCGAGGCACCAGGAAGACUUGCAAACUCUUGUGUACUCUUGAGUGACCCCUUCCUCCAUGCUGCGUAGCUACACCUUCCCCCUUCACCUUUCCUCCUCCUCCUAUCCCUCUCCCUCUCACCAGCUUCCUCCUGUCAUCUAUCCUCCUCCUCCCUCUCUCCCAGAUUCUCUCUCUCUCUUCCAUUUAAAUUGCUAUUCCAUAUCACUUCUUUCCUCCUCCAUCCGUUCCCCCUUCCCCUCCUUCUCCUCCCUCCUCUCACCAGCUCCCUCCUACCCACGAUCCCCCCUCCGUAUCCUCUUAUUUUCACAUUCUAUCUCCUAUCCUCCAGUUUUCCUUCAUAUCUUCUCCUCCUCUUACCCCCUAUGCUAUCUCCUAUCGUCCUGCUCUCCUUUAUUUUCUUUUUUCUCCUCAGAUAAUGUCUCGUACUCCGUUUCACCUUUCCUUUCGUAUCCCUUCUCUUCCGCUCUCCUUAUCUACAUCUCUCUUUUCUCUCUUUCCCCAUUUCCUUGUUUCUUUAGCUUUAUUCUCAUGUUCCUUCUCCUCUUCAUAGUCUCUCUUUCCUCCUCCUCCUCUCUUCCUUGCUUACUCUUGCUUUUUUUUUUUUUUAUCUGUGUCUCCUUUUAAAGUUUUCUUACCGUUACUUUAAUCUUUGAUACCACCUCCUCCUGCUCCAUCUCUCCUUCACUCCGUCCCCUGUCUCUCUAGUUUUAUGCCCGUCCUUUCCCUCUCCCAAAUGCCGCCUGCCACUUGCCUGUCUCGGGGGAAGGUGACCAGAAAUAAUAAAAAAAAAUAAAAAAAAGUGAUUAUUCUUGUAUAUAUAUUACAUUAGAGGUCACUAUGUGUAUUGGGGUCUACCUCGUGGAUACACUAACCACUCUAGGAAAGUACUGACACACACACACACACACACACACACACACACACACACACACACACACACACACACACGCGCGCGUAUGCCAAUGUAAGCACAAUGGCACAGCAAAAGAAACAGUACAAUAUCAUAGAUUUAGUGAAUCACAACUGAACUCACGUACCGAUAGGCGUCUGUAUUAUACAUAUACCAGGAGGAGGAGGAGCAGGUGGAGGAGGAGGAGGAAGAGUCGCGGUUGUGAGCGGCUCUGCCAGGACGGAGGAGCAAGGUGAUGCAAAUAUAUUUUUUACCGUUGAAAAAUGUGA